Strongyloides ratti is the source of this 1257-nucleotide messenger RNA. RefSeq names its product Poly-glutamine tract binding protein 1. Bases 1 to 1257 code for a protein of 418 amino acids. The record is from RefSeq and is a predicted model, not a curated record. Lineage: Eukaryota; Metazoa; Nematoda; Chromadorea; Rhabditida; Strongyloididae. The transcript is spliced from 7 exons.
AUGAUUAAUAAAUAUUUAGUAUUUAUUUUACCAAAAAAUAAUGUUGUAGCAGAAAAUUUAUAUUCACAAGAUAAAAUACAAAGAAUUGUUGAAGGACCCGUUAAUACUACUGCCUAUGUUGGUGAUACAGUUAUUUUAAAAUGUCAUGUUGAAAAUCAAGAGGGAACAGUUCAAUGGCUUUUUGAAGGUUUUGGUUUAGAAACAGAAAGAGAUCUUCCAAUGUUUUCACAAUUUAGAAUGGUUGAAAGUCCAAUGAAAGAAGAAUAUGAUUUGGAGAUAACAAAUGUUAUAGGAUGGGAUGAUGGUUUUUAUGAAUGUGAUGAAGUUAGACUUAUAUGUAAUGUUAAUUCAAAACCAGAACAUAGUGGUAAAUAUACAUGGUAUCAUAAUAAUGAACUUCUUAAAAAAGCAACAAAAAAAGUUUUAUAUAUUGAACAUCUAAUACCAGAUGAUCAUAAUUCACGUUUUACAUGUCGUGUAAAUAAUGCAUUAGGAUCUGGUUCUAAUACAAUAUUAUUAAAUGUUAAAUAUGAACCUAAAUUUAUUAGUUCAUCACAAGUAAAAAUUGUUAAUCAAAAUGAAAUGGCAAAAUUUUAUUGUGAAACACAUGGUAAUCCAAAACCUAGAAUAUAUUGGAGAAAAUCUGGUGAUGAACAAAUAAUACAUAAAGAUUCAAAUUUUAUAAUUAAAAUGUACAAAAAUGGCAAACAGUUGAAUAUUAGUGAUCUUCAAGUACGUGCAAAUGAUACAGUAUUUGUUAAUCAUGAAUCAAUAGCAACAUUAUCAUGUGAAUUUCAUGGAUAUCCAAAACCUGGUGAUAUUAUAUGGACAUUUAAUGGUGAAAAUAUUAUCACUGGUAGACCAAGUAAAAGAAAAAAGAAAACAGUAUAUCGAUUAAGAAAUAAAAAACAUGUUGGUGAUAUACAAGUUGAGUGUGCUGCUGUUGAUGAUAUUACUUUUGCUUCUGAAAAAUUAUUACUAUAUAAGUCAAUAAAUCAAAAUAAUCCAGAUUUAGAUUUUAAUGACAGUUAUGGACAAGAAUCAUAUCAAUCUGGUUAUCCAGUAGCAUUUAUUACAACAGAUACUAAUUCAAGUCAAACUACAACUAUUCUUAGAUAUGAUUGUAAUAUAUAUGAUAAUAAUACAACAAAAUUUUGUAGUAAUGAUAGAAAUAAAUUUAUAAAUAUGAAACUUUUAAGAGAAAUUGUAACAGCUGAUAAUGAAAGUGGUACACCAUUAUUAAUUUCAUUGUGUUAA